GCCUCUACAAAUAAUUUGACUUUUCCAUGACAAUAUGAUUCUGCAAAUCCUCUUGCAAAAAUUGAAACAAGAGAGAGAAAGAAUAAACCAAAAACCAUGAACGGCUAGUUAAUAGUAAUACCUAGUCUACAGCACUAGCUGCCAUUUUCUUUCUCUACAAUUUCAAACAAUCAUACUUUUCCCUCCCACAUAUAUAUUUGAAUUUUAUUUUCAAUUCCCAUAAAGAAAAUUGCAUUUUCCAGACGAAAAGAAAAAUAAAAGCAGAAAUUUCCACCGAAAAACUCAUGGAUUGCGACGACGGCGAUUCAUGCUUCGCCGCCGGCUUCCCCCCCGCAUUGGUCUCAUUAACCCCAUUCGCUUCCGCGGUCUCACCCUCGCCGCGCCGGCUAUCGAGCUGCUUCAUGCAUCCGGCUACGCCGGUUAGAUCAAAACGGCGCCUGGCCUGGGUGUCCCUCCAGGGCCGCCUUGUUGGAGCCGACGAAGCCAGCUCGGCUAAGACUGUUGAUCCAAAUGGCGUCUUCACCGCCCAAGAGGCGGCGGCGUGGGAGCUAUUUACACCCGUUCAACGGGUUUUGACCGUCGCUGUUGUCGGGGCCGCAGCUACCAACUCGAUGAAGAAUGAGCAGAUUUCGAAGCUGAAAAAAUCAGUUGAACUCAGGGAUCAAGUGCUCUUUAGCAUGCAGAAAAAGCUGGACAAUUUAUGUGAGCAGUUGAAUUAUUUGAAGGAUCAGCCUGAAGUUGAGACUAAAACAACGAUUGAAUGCGGUUGUAAGCUUAGACAUCAUAAGCUUCCUCCAAAUGAUUCUUUGAUCAACACAUCAACUAAAGGAUCAAAUGGGGAUGAGGUGUUCAAGUACAAAAUGCCAAUAUCAAACGAGGCCGAGCCAGAUGAGCGCCGAAUGUCUGAUUUGUCAGAUUGGGCUCCCAGUGUUACUUCUUCUGUUGAUAUUCAGUUGGAGAGUUUAGCACUAGAACAUGAUAUGGACAGCCUGAAGAAAGAAUGUGAUGAGAAGGAUGCUACCAUCAAGGAACUGUCUACUUAUCUUCGGUCAUCUGAAGUCUUGAGUUCAAAGAGGAUUGUGGAAUUAGAAGAUAUCAUUCGUCGUAAGAAUAUGAUCAUCAACAAGCUCCGGAAAGACAUAAUAACUUUGGAGCAGAAGGUGGUGAGCCUUACAAGACGCCGGAGACCCUCUUUCUCAGCAGCAAGUACAGAUCAUCUGCAGCAUCUUCCUACACUGACAGAUAAUGUCCUUUUUGACAUGGACAGUACGACUGAUCCUUCGUCUUCAGAUUCGGACAGCAUUCCCAGGAAUCAUCGGAUGGAAGCUCCACUUGUGGAAAGGCAGCACAUCUCUGUUGAGAUAAGUGAGAAAGAGUCUAAAUGGAAGGUGAAAUGUGAUGGUGCUAAGAGUUCACCUUCGCUUCUUCCUUUGAAAGAGAAUUCACUGAAUCCGCAUACGACAAGUGGCGGUGGGGAGAACAGGAGCAGGAGACGACCUCCUAGCAAAUCCAAGGAAGUAGCAGCACCAGCUCAAAAGAGAUGGAUUUAGGUCGUCUUUUUCAAUGGAACCAUGGCUAUGCACCAUAGUGACUUGCUCUUUUGUUAAAAGAGAGAGGAGGCCUUUGUUAAUAGUGUCUAAGGCAACAUAUUGGAUUUCCUUCAUGAAAUCAUCUCGAUUAUGAGGAAGUGAAAUCGUGUUACUUGUGGGAUACAAUCAAUUGUUUGAUUCAGAAACGUUAAUUCGCAUGGUCGCAAUGCAAAUGCAUUUUGAAUUGUUCCAUUA
This is a messenger RNA of Salvia miltiorrhiza (redroot sage), 1784 nucleotides long. RefSeq lists its product as uncharacterized. The record is from RefSeq and is a predicted model, not a curated record. NCBI's taxonomy places the organism in Eukaryota, Viridiplantae, Streptophyta, Magnoliopsida, Lamiales, Lamiaceae. Bases 285 to 1550 code for a protein of 421 amino acids. The transcript is spliced from 6 exons.